Messenger RNA from Anopheles arabiensis, 1195 nucleotides. It is a transcript of the gene Tpi, whose product is annotated as triosephosphate isomerase. Gene Ontology annotation, molecular function: triose-phosphate isomerase activity. The transcript has a single exon. The record is from RefSeq and is a predicted model, not a curated record. Gene Ontology annotation, biological process: glycerol catabolic process; glyceraldehyde-3-phosphate biosynthetic process; gluconeogenesis. The coding region runs from base 243 to 986 and encodes 247 amino acids. NCBI's taxonomy places the organism in Eukaryota, Metazoa, Arthropoda, Insecta, Diptera, Culicidae. Gene Ontology annotation, cellular component: cytosol.
UCAUGCAUUUUCGCUUUCUUUCCUUCCACCGGUAGCAAGUGCCGAAAUCUGCCCAAGUCCUCGCUUUAUGCAACUGAGAGCUGUUGCUGCUAGUAUUGUUUUAGCCGUUCGUUGCCUUCACUGAUAAGCGUUGCUACCCCUCAAUUUCGGAAAAUAUUUUCAUUCCGAGCUACAGUGAAGCAGCCGCCAGUUGAGUGCAUUUUCAACCCCCACCGUCUGUCUACUCACCGAAAGCAUCAGCCAUGGGCCGUAAGUUCUGCGUUGGAGGCAACUGGAAGCUGAAUGGCGACAAGGCCAGCAUCACCGAGCUGUGCAAAACGCUGUCCGCCGGUCCGCUCGAUCCCAACACCGAGGUGGUGGUGGGCUGCCCCGCCCCCUACCUGUCGCUGGCCCGCUCGCUGCUGCCGGAAACGAUCGGAGUGGCCGCCCAGAACUGCUACAAGGUGGCGAAGGGUGCGUUCACCGGCGAGAUUUCGCCCGCCAUGCUGAAGGAUCUUGGCCUUGGCUGGGUCAUCCUGGGUCACUCGGAGCGACGCGCCAUCUUCGGCGAGACCGACGAGCUGAUUGCGGAGAAGGUCGCACACGCCCUUGCCGAGGGGCUGAAGGUCAUCGCUUGCAUCGGCGAGACGCUGCAGGAGCGUGAGGCCGGCCAGACGGAGGCCGUUUGCUUCCGGCAGACGAAGGCCAUCGCCGCCCAGGUCAAGGACUGGAGCAAUGUGGUGAUCGCGUACGAGCCAGUGUGGGCCAUCGGUACCGGCAAGACGGCCACCCCGGAACAGGCGCAGGAAGUGCACGCCGCGCUGCGCAAGUGGUUCACCGAGAACGUGUCCGCCGACGUGUCGAACGCCAUCCGCAUCCAGUACGGUGGUUCGGUGACGGCGGCCAACUGCCGUGAGCUCGCGGCCAAGCCCGACAUUGACGGAUUCCUGGUCGGCGGUGCCUCGCUGAAGCCGGAGUUCAUCCAGAUCGUCAACGCCAGACAGUAGAGUAGAGCGUGCCGCGAUAUCCAGUCAGUAGUGUAGCCGGGGGGCAGCGUUUACGCAAUCCCCCCUCGCCAGUGUCGUCAUGUCUCGUCUUAUCUUAAGUUUCUCAUUACGUUCGUUGUACCCGCACGCGCACUGAACAGGUUGUUACGUUUAAGCAUCCAACCAAACGCAGAGUAAUCUAUUCAAUAAAAGCAUUGUCCCGGUGAAAA